CGCUGCCUCUCGGGGACUAGAAGGAGAAGGAGAGGAAUUCCAGAUGCUGAUGGCACCGAUUUUGGGGGCCCUCGGGAGGGUCCCUGCCCCAUUCCUCCUGGUCAUCCUCCUCCUGAGGCUCUCCCCAGGCAGCCCUCGACCCUUGGACAUCGAAGGGACCCAAGCCCCCCAGAAGUGUGUCUUGGCAGGGGUCUGGGUGAACGAUCUGGGCUCUCGGAUGUCCAUCUCUGGGCCGGACGCAAAGGGAGCCUUCUCAGGGUCCUACCUGACAGCAGUGUCGGCCUCCUCCCAGAACCCCAUCCAGGCUUCGGUCAUCACCGGACUCCAGCACCCGGCCACGGCAGCAGGAGGGCAGCCUACCUUCGGUUUCACCGUCCACUGGACCUUCUCAGACUCCACCACUGUCUUCGUGGGUCAGUGCUUCGUGGGCGCCGAUGGCCAGGAGACCCUUGAGACGUCCUGGCUCCUGCGGGAGAAGGUCCCUUCCCAUGCCGAAGACUGGAAGGCCACACGGGUUGGCCAGAACACCUUCCUGCGGGUCAAGUGAGAGGAGGGGGGGCUCUCCCCCAUUGUUACCACCGCUGCUGCCCUCUGGACCGGACUACAUCAGACCAACUGUCACCCUUGACCCCAGGCCUCUUCUCUGCCAAAGCCCCUUCCCCAAGUGAAUCCCAUACCCAGCUCCUAGAACCAGAUCAAUGGUCCCCAGCCUCCCUCUGCAUCAAUGCUUGGCCCUAUAGAGUCAGGGAGCUGGGGUUGCCUUCCCCAUUGCAGCAUUGGUGUUUCUCUCUGGUCAUUGGGUCAGUGUGGCUGUGACCCCCUGGACUGAGGGCUAAGAGCUUUAGGACUUUUUGUUCUGCGUCCCCUUCUCCUUUCCUUCCUUGCUUCAAGAUGGACACAAGACCCUCCUUUUGAGGAUGCUUUUCCUUCGGACUUGCACAUAUAGGGGCCAGCCAUAGGGAUCCUUCUAUUAACUUAGUUUCCUCGAUCCUAUAUGUAUCCUCUACAAAUAAAGUAAGUAUUAUUUUUACUUUA
This is a messenger RNA of Sceloporus undulatus (fence lizard), 1035 nucleotides long. RefSeq names its product avidin-related protein 4/5-like. The transcript is spliced from 4 exons. NCBI's taxonomy places the organism in Eukaryota, Metazoa, Chordata, Lepidosauria, Squamata, Phrynosomatidae. Gene Ontology annotation, molecular function: biotin binding. The record is from RefSeq and is a predicted model, not a curated record. Bases 44 to 547 code for a protein of 167 amino acids.